AUGUUGGCCGAAAAUACAUCAUCAAACUCAACAACUCCCCGCAGCUCAAUAUACAGCCUUCGCAGGAUAUCUCUUCCAAAUUCAAGAGUUUGUAUUCAUCCUUACUUCGCUUCAAGAGAAGAAGCCGGUAAAACUUUAGCCCAACUAAUAAAAUAUUAUGCCCAUAAUCCUAACACUGUUGUCCUCUCUAUCAAACCAACUGCCACAGCAUUAGCUUAUGAGAUUGCAAAAGAAUUAGAUCUACCUUUGGAUAUAUUUCUCAUCCGUUCCUUCAAAUACAAUGGUUUGACCGUUGGUGCCAUCACCGAUAGAACUGAUCAGCCAUUGUUAAAAGAUCAUGUAAUCAGAGGUUGCGAUAUUCCUAAAGAUAUAAUUGAUGAACUAGUCGCUAAAGAGCGCAAUUUACUUGAGUCUCAAAAAAAAGAAUUGUGUCCGCCAAAUUUGGCUUUACCUUGUUCUGAAAAUUCUACAUUAAUUUUAUGCACCGAUGGUAUUCAAUCUGGACAGGACGCUCGUAAUACUAUUACCAUACUGAAAAAUUUCCUGGGUUUUCGCGGUAAAAUUGUUUUAGCUGGUGGCGUUAUGGGAUCGGACGCUCAGAAAAUGUUUAUGAGAGAAGCCUACGAUGUUGUUGCUGUUAAGUGUCCACAAAUUGUUGGUUCAGUUGGAUUACGUCGAAGUUCUAAAGAAAUUUUAUCAACAGAUUUUAAAGUUACUAAAUUUUUCAAAAAGACUGAAUUUUCAUAUAUUCAAAAAGAACAGGCAGAGGAAUUCCUAUACAACGCAUUAAGAGCCAUUGUAUUUGAGAACAGUGAACAAGCCAUAAAUAACAGCUCAAAAAUUGCUCGUCAAUUUUAA
Molecule: messenger RNA, 858 nt
Organism: Funneliformis geosporum
Lineage: Eukaryota; Fungi; Glomeromycota; Glomeromycetes; Glomerales; Glomeraceae
Source: the annotation of a GenBank genome assembly